GGCGGGCGGGCGGCGGCGGCGGGCUGGGCUCGCGUCUCCGCCGCCGACGGGGUCCAGUCAUGGCGCCCGGCGGGACGCGCGGCCCGACGCCCCGCUGGGGGCUGCUGCUCGGGGGCGCCUCGCUGCUCCUGCUGCUCCUUCUGGAGGCCGCCGCGCAGGACCCCGCGGGAGCCGGUUGCUCUCAGAGUACUAACAGAUCGUGUGAGGAGUGCCUGAAGAACGUCUCAUGUCUGUGGUGCAGUAGUACAAAGGCAUGCCUGGACUACCCUGUGAGGAAGAUCUUGCCGCCCGCUUCCCUUUGCAAGUUGAGUUCUGCACGAUGGGGCGUUUGCUGGGUGAACUUUGAGGCGCUGAUUAUCGCCAUGUCGGUGCUGGGAGGCUCCAUCCUUCUUAGCAUUGUUGUCUGUUGCUGGUGCUGCUGCCGCACGAAGAAAAGCCGGAAGCCAGAUAAGAACGAUGAACGGGCCAUGAGGGAGCAAGAGGAGAGGAGGGUCCGGCAGGAGGAGAGGAGAGCAGAGAUGAAGUUGAGACAUGAUGAAAUCAGAAAAAAAUACGGUCUGUUUAAAGAACAAAACCCAUAUGCGAAGUUUUAAAGCCACCGCCACACACUUCCUUGGGACCAGGCAGCCCCAAAGCUUCUGGGGAGAGCCUGCCCCCCAGCCCAGCCUGCAGGUGGACACCUCCAGCUGGGACAGUGGAGGCAGCCUUGAAGGACAAUCUUCUCCUUCUCUGCAAGCUGUGACCUUCCCUCCCCUUCCCUCCCCUUCCCUCCUCUCCCCUCCUCUCCCUGCUGUGGCUGUAGCUUCAGACGUGAAACGCACUGAGUUUCUCUAGAGGAAAUGUAUUUGUUCUCCACUCAGUGUGGCUCAGGCGCGUGGGCCGCACUCCUCACACCUUGCCUGGCUCACAGCCUCAGGACCCCGCCCCCCACCCCCGCGGAGCACGGAGGCCGUCUGUCUGUCCUUUGGUCUUGGGGAAGACUGAUGUGUGUGCCCGCCCAUUUCUUCUCUUUCUGGUGGUCUUUGUGAGAGCAUAGCGUCCCAGGACACAGUACUUCCUAGCCCAUCUGUAUCGGUAGCUUUGGAGAUAAUCAAAAUCAUUUUGCUCCCCUCGCAAAGUUUCACCCAGAAACUUAGAUGUGAAAUUUCAGGCCCUGUAAGGUGGUGAUGAGACACUUUCCCGGUGGACACCCAGUUCUCAGUGUGGCUUGAAGUCUCUCUGAGGGUGGAGUGGCCGGCCACCCCUGUGUCUGCCUUGCUUCCUGUCAGGUGCAUUCACGGGUGUGUGGUCCCGCGUCCUCCACAGGUCCUGGAACAGGACUCAGACUUCUCCUCCUCUGUCAGGCUGUGGAGGGGCUCAUCACGAGGGGCCUGGGGGUGGCAUGUCCCCUCUAGGGAGAGUGAAGGGCUUGUCGACGGCCAGGGGUGUUGGAGGCAGGUGCAUGGUUGUCCAGCCCAGGCAUUGUGCUCACGUUGUUCCCUGGCUACCCACCACUUCCGGCUGGGUUCCAGCCCCCCUCCCUGUCCCAUGCCGUUGGCCUCUGCAAGUUGAUCAGUGGGAUUCCAGGUCGCUCCCAGAGCCCUCCACGGCGCACGUGGUUUUACACUCAAGACCUGUGACUUGGGUAACUGUCGUGCGCUUGCUGACGGGGAGAGCGAGGGCCACCCGGAAGUUCCUGGACACUCCACAGACAUUCAGAAACAGCCUCACUUGCCAGAUUGAAUUAAGGAAACCUUUAGAAGGGCGGCGGGCACACUGUGGCGGCGUGCGGGGAGGCUGUCUGCUUCAUCCUGUGCUACCUGUGCCUUGGUGUCACCAACGUCUGUGACUUCUUACCUCGCCCGCGUGCCUGGGGGUGGCUGCCGGCCGCCAGGCCUCCCCGCACCCCCCCCCCCCCAUAGCUACCAGAGAUUCUUACAGACUGGGGAAAUAACCUUUAAUAUGUUACUUUCCUGACUUCUCGGGCAUUUGAUAACAAUUUAAAAUAUCAUACACAUUCCAGAAUAUUUUAUACUUUCAGAAUUUGACUUUUUACAGCUUGUUGAUAAACUUUGAGAUAGACCUUAGCAAACUUCUAUUGGCGCUGUCGUUGGUGUGAAGUCACACGAUGUGUCAUUUAGGUUGCUGAGUGGAAGGUAGAGGUGUUUAUCUCCCACCUUGUGGAAACGCAGCAGGCAGCUGCAGGCCCUCUGCCUUCCUCCAGACCAUCCCAGCAGUCACUGCGCCGGAAGGUGCCUUGCUUUUUAACCACUUUCCAAUAAAAACAUGUAAUACUG
This is a messenger RNA of Perognathus longimembris pacificus (Pacific pocket mouse), 2276 nucleotides long. RefSeq names its product pituitary tumor-transforming gene 1 protein-interacting protein-like. NCBI's taxonomy places the organism in Eukaryota, Metazoa, Chordata, Mammalia, Rodentia, Heteromyidae. The coding region runs from base 60 to 593 and encodes 177 amino acids. Gene Ontology annotation, biological process: protein import into nucleus. The record is from RefSeq and is a predicted model, not a curated record. Gene Ontology annotation, cellular component: nucleus; cytoplasm. The transcript is spliced from 6 exons.